This is a messenger RNA of Arabidopsis thaliana (thale cress), 525 nucleotides long. RefSeq lists its product as uncharacterized. The coding region runs from base 1 to 525 and encodes 174 amino acids. Lineage: Eukaryota; Viridiplantae; Streptophyta; Magnoliopsida; Brassicales; Brassicaceae. The transcript has 5 exons. The record is from RefSeq and is marked reviewed.
AUGCCUACUUCCUACACAUCCUUCUCUGCUCAACCCACAAAUAACAACUGGUUUUUGUUGUUCAACAUCUUCUUCUCUUCCCUUCUUGUUAUUGCUCUCCGAUUUUUCGAUCAAGAUGUCUCAGAUCGCUACAGUUACAAGUUCAUGUUUCUAUACCAAGGAGUUCAAAAUCUCCUCUGUAUCUUGAAGAGAAUCGACAAUGGUUUGAAGUUUUUAGAGAAUGCAUUCCUUGUGAAAAAACAAAUUGGAUUAAAGUUUAAGAACAUCAAAACUAACAUGAAAGAGAAGGCAGUCCUUGUGGAAAAUGAAAUCGGAUUAAAGUUUAAGAACAUCAAAUUUGAAGUGAAAGGCGAGGAGUACCCAUGUCCGUCGUUGCCAGCCCUCCCUGAUACUAAGGCAUCGUCAAAUUCGGACCUCGAUAUGGCGCCGAACCACGAGUACCAAGUGUCUGUCAAUUCCCCCACACUACUCAACGACAGUACUGGAGAGGUUUCUAAAGGACCAUGUUGGAGUCAUCUUCUAUGA